AUGGAACCAGAGAAGUUUGCUUCUGUGGAAACACUGGGGUCUGCAAACAACAGUAUGUCCCUGCCAGUGAGUCCAUCAGAGUUUCCAGUCUCUGAUGCAUGGGAUAUCAUCUACAAUGUCAUACCCCCAUACCUCUUCAUCUUAUGCCCGUUAGGCCUUCUCUUUAACAGCUUUGUCCUGGGGGUGUUUGUGGCCAACAAGGAUCGACUAACUGUUGCGGAGAUCUACCUGAGCAACCUGGCAAUGGCCGACUUUAUUCUCUUAUGUGGCCUCCCUUUCUGGGCAAUGAACAUCCUCAAUGACUUUAACUGGCCAUACGGAGACACCUUAUGUAAACUGGUCAACUCCCUCUUCACCAUUAAUUUCUACACCAGCAUCUACACCCUGGCCAUGAUUAGCGUUGACCGCUACCUAGCUCUUGUGAAGACCGUGAAAGCCAGGUGGCUGAGACGGACACUUUAUGCCAAGGUGACCUGCUUCAUCCUGUGGAUACUAGGGCUCCUACUAAGCACACCGACUAUGGUUCACAGAAAGGUGAAGUUCAUUGAGGAGCACAGGACAGUGUCCUGUGUACUGGAUUACUCUCAUGAUAGCUCUUGGAAGCUGGCCCAUCAGGUUCUGAUGAACGUGGUGGGCUUUGUGAUCCCUGUUCUGGUCAUUGUUUUCAGCAGUGGGAACAUAAUAAAGGCUUUAGCUCAGAGGAGGGAGAAUGUAGGUAUUCAUAAUGCUAACGACAGAAAGGCCACAGCACUGGUGUAUGCUGUUACACUACUCUUCUUUCUGUUUUGGGCUCCCUUCCAGCUAUUCACCUUCCUCGACACACUCUGUGAUGUCCAAGCGUUGGAUGAGAAGCUGUGGUCUCACACUCUCGAUAUAGGAGGUCAAGUAUCAGUGUAUCUGGCCUUUCUCAACAGUGCCCUCAACCCACUGCUGUAUGUCUUCUCAGGGCAGUACUUUAGGAAGAAAGUUGCUGCCAUCUACAGGAGGACUAGACUUCAUCGCAUUGGAUCAGAUAUGACCACUUAUCAACGCUCUGUUAUUUCCACUUACAUCAACAGAACAGAGCAAAUUAAGACUGUGGUCAUUUUUAAUGCAAAGGAUCAGAUGUGA
Messenger RNA from Xiphias gladius (swordfish), 1110 nucleotides. It is a transcript of the gene bdkrb1, whose product is annotated as bradykinin receptor B1. Gene Ontology annotation, molecular function: bradykinin receptor activity. Bases 1 to 1110 code for a protein of 369 amino acids. The transcript has a single exon. Gene Ontology annotation, cellular component: membrane. Gene Ontology annotation, biological process: neutrophil chemotaxis; immune response; G protein-coupled receptor signaling pathway. NCBI's taxonomy places the organism in Eukaryota, Metazoa, Chordata, Actinopteri, Istiophoriformes, Xiphiidae. The record is from RefSeq and is a predicted model, not a curated record.